Entrophospora sp. SA101 is the source of this 222-nucleotide messenger RNA. The record is from the annotation of a GenBank genome assembly. NCBI's taxonomy places the organism in Eukaryota, Fungi, Glomeromycota, Glomeromycetes, Entrophosporales, Entrophosporaceae.
AUGUUUAAUCAAAAUGCUGGUAACGAUAAUUACAUUCGUCAAAACAUGAAUUAUCAUCACAUUCAUCAAAAUUCCGGAGAAAUUCAUCAAAACAUUAUAAUUGUAAUUGGUGACAAUAAUCCCGUUCACCAAAAUACAUUUCAUAAUACAAUUUAUCAAAACCACGAGGACGUUUAUCAACAUGUCAGUGGCAAUAAUUCCAAUCAUCAAAACAUGCGUUAA